Echinostoma caproni is the source of this 693-nucleotide messenger RNA. The record is from the annotation of a GenBank genome assembly. NCBI's taxonomy places the organism in Eukaryota, Metazoa, Platyhelminthes, Trematoda, Plagiorchiida, Echinostomatidae.
AUGCUGUUCUCUCAGCUCAUCUUGUCGUUGGUUUUGAGUGCUGCUGGUGAUACCAUGUGCGAUCGGGAGCCGUGCCGUCCGCAUCAUCCACAUCCCCAUGGACCUAUCAUACCACAGAUUAAUAUGCCCGCUCCUAAUUUCACUGGGCAAGCUGUAGUGGGGAAGGAGUUUAAAACCAUUAGCUUGUCGGAUUACAAAGGAAAAUGGGUGAUACUGGCCUUCUAUCCUCUGGAUUUCACGUUUGUGUGUCCAACUGAAAUAAUUGCAUUCAGCGAUGAGAUGGAGAAAUUUACACAACGAAACUGUGUCGUCGUUUUCUGUUCCACUGACUCCGUGUAUUCACACCUAAAAUGGACUCAAAUAGAUCGCAAAAACGGUGGUGUAGGGCCGUUGAACUUCCCGUUGUUGGCCGAUAAAAAUAUGUGUAUAUCGCGGGCAUAUGGUGUUUUGGACGAGAAGGAAGGAAACACAUAUCGGGGCACUUUCCUGAUUGAUCCUCGGGGAACGCUGCGCCAGAUCACGGUGAACGACCGCCCAGUGGGUCGUUCUGUCGAUGAGGCCCUCCGGCUUCUUGAUGCAUUCAUUUUCCAUGAGGAGCAUGGUGAGGUAUGUCCAGCCAAUUGGAAACCCAAAGGAAAAACCAUUGUACCUACUCCAGAAGGAUCGAAGGCCUAUUUCUCUUCUGCAAAUUAA